Messenger RNA from Thalassophryne amazonica, 2116 nucleotides. It is a transcript of the gene panx2, whose product is annotated as pannexin 2. Gene Ontology annotation, biological process: positive regulation of interleukin-1 production; monoatomic cation transport. Gene Ontology annotation, molecular function: channel activity. The record is from RefSeq and is a predicted model, not a curated record. The coding region runs from base 131 to 2116 and encodes 661 amino acids. The transcript is spliced from 5 exons. NCBI's taxonomy places the organism in Eukaryota, Metazoa, Chordata, Actinopteri, Batrachoidiformes, Batrachoididae.
GUGACAGCAGCUGAAGUUGGCCACCCAUGACUGUGUUGACAAGUAGCUAACCACUGGAAGUGUUUGGCCACACACACAUCCACCCCACUCACGCUCGGGGGGGUUAUAGUGUGUUUUCUGUGUGUUCCGGAUGCAGAACAUCCUUGAACAAAACUUAGACAUGGCCACAGCUUUACUCGCUGGGGAGAAGCUCAAGGAGCUGAUCCUGCCAGGCUCCUCUCAAGAUGAGAAAGGCGGAGCCCUGGCCAGUUUAAUGGUCCAGCUAAAACUCGAGCUGCCUUUUGAUCGGGUUGUCACUAUAGGAACCGUCAUCAUCCCCAUUCUGCUCGUCACCCUCGUCUUCACUCGGAACUUUGCAGAGGAGUCUAUAUACUGUUACACCCCACAUAACUUCACCAGAGACCAGGCACUGUAUGCACGAGGCUACUGCUGGACAGAGCUGCGUGAUGCUGCACCUGGUGUUGAACCUCACCUCUGGCCUUCACUAUUUGAACACAAGUUUCUGCCCUAUGCCCUGCUGGCCUUUGCUGGAAUCAUGUACAUUCCCGCUUUGGGCUGGGAGUUCCUUGCAUCUACACGGCUCACUUCAGAGCUCAACUUCCUGCUUCAAGAGAUUGAUAACUGCUACCAUCGAGCCGCUGAGGGCCGAGCCCCAAAGAUCGAGAAGCAGAUCCAGUCCAAAGGACCUGGUAUAACUGAGCGAGAAAGGAGAGAGAUCAUAGAGAACGCGGAGAAGGAGAAGAGCCCUGAGCAGAACUUGUUUGAGAAGUAUUUGGAAAGACGGGGCCAAAGUAAUUUUCUGGCUAAGAUUUACCUGGCGCGCCACCUUGCCAUUAUCUGCUUGAGUUCUAUCCCUAUUUCUUACCUGAGCGCCUACUAUGCCCGCCAAAGGCAGAAUGAAUUCACCUGUGCCCUGGGUGAGCCUCCAGACACGAGCAGCUACCCAGACUUGAAGCUCAGGGUCAACUGUAAGCUGCCUGCUGUGCAGCUGCAGCGCAUCAUGGCGGCAGUGGAUAUCGCCCUGCUCUGCACAAUGAACCUCAUCAUCCUGCUUAAUUUGCUGCAUUUGUUUGUGGUGCGCAAAUCCAACUUUGUAUUUGACAAACUGCAUAAAGUAGGUAUUAAGACGCGCAGGCGUUGGCAAAAGUCUCAGUUCUGCGACAUCAACAUCCUGGCUAUGUUCUGCAAUGAGAACAGGGACCACAUCAAGUCGCUCAACCGGCUGGACUUCAUCACCAACGAGAGCGACCUCAUGUAUGAUAACGUGGUUAGGCAGCUGUUGGCUGCCCUUGCACAGUCCAAUCAUGAUGCUACACCCAGUGUGAGGGAUUCUGGGAUACAGACAAUAGACCCAAAUAUGGAUCCCUCUGACCUUGGAGUAGGGGAGAUGGGAGGAGAGCCGCUGGUCAUCAAACGUCCUCGAAAGAAGAUUAAAUGGAUUCCAAGCUCCAAUCCUCUUCCUCAGCCAUUCAAGGAACCUCUUACCCUGACUCGUUUGGAAAAUAACACCAAAACCGAAAAGCCCAAACCCCUCAGACGGAAAAACGUUGCAGACAGCUUCAUAGCACCACUUCUGGAUAGUAAGAGUACACAACAUCCUUCCUCAAAAGAUUUAAGUGGGAUUGAGAAAAAGCACACACGUAAUUUCUCACUGGAUGUCCAUCCGUACAUGCUGACCAUUCGUAAACCCAAAGUGGAGGCUGCGACCACAGACCCACUCCCCACAGACCACAGCAUGGAUUCAGUGUACCUGGAAGGAACGCACACAAUUGUUCAUGUGUCUGGUGCCAUUACAGAAACAAAGGUCUGCUCUCCCCAGUCAACCAACACUGCCUUUUCUACAUUGACGCUGCCCACUGCCACAUAUGUCAACGGAGUGAGUCCCAACCCACCAUCUAGUGAUGACCCGCUCAGUCCCAAACCCUCACCUCCCCCAAGCGAGGCUCUCUCCCAUGUAGAAAACCACGAGGCUCAGUCACCACCCCUGACCAGAGCCCCCACACACCAGCUGCUCAGUAUUCGCCACACUCUCUUUGAGGAAGAGGAAGAUGAGGAAAAUCGAAGAGACAGGCUGGCAGAGAGGCCGGGAGAGCUUAUUGCUGCUGGCGAAUGUUGA